AGGAGGAUGUCGGCUCAGGAGCGGCUGCGGCGGCUGGAGGAGCUGCUGCUGGAGCAGAAGGAGGCGGGAUGCCUGAGCGUGGAGGCGCUGCUGGACCUGCUGCUCUGCCUCUACACCGAGUGCUCCAACUCCCCGCUGAAGAGGGAGAAGCACAUCACCGAGUUCCUGAACUGGGUGAAGCCGUUCACCAGCCGAGUGAAGGACAUGCGGCUGAAGAGAGACGACUUCGAGAUGCUGAAGGUGAUCGGAAGAGGAGCCUUUGGGGAGGUUGCUGUGGUGAAGAUGAAGAACACGGAGCGCGUUUACGCCAUGAAGAUCCUGAACAAGUGGGAGAUGCUGAAGAGAGCCGAGGUGAGUCCAGCCUUCCUCCUCCUCCUCUUCAUCACAUGUUGCCAACAUGUUGCCAACAUGUUGCCGGCGUCUCGCUGUGCAGACGGCGUUUUCCGGGAGGAGCGGGACGUCCUGGUGAAGGGGGACAGUCAGUGGAUCACCACUCUGCACUACGCCUUCCAGGAUGACAACUUCCUGUACCUGGUGAUGGACUACUACGUGGGCGGAGACCUGCUGACGCUGCUCAGUAAGUUUGAGGACCGUCUGCCUGAAGACAUGGCCAAGUUCUACGUGGCAGAGAUGGUUCUGGCCAUCCACUCCAUCCACCAGCAGCGGUACAUCCACAGAGACAUCAAACCGGACAACGUCCUGCUGGACGUCAACGGUCACAUCCGGCUGGCCGACUUCGGCUCGUGUCUGCGAAUGAUGGAGGACGGAACGGUGCAGUCGUCUGUUGCGGUGGGAACCCCGGACUACAUUUCCCCAGAGAUCCUGCAGGCGAUGGAGGACGGGAUGGGCCGCUACGGGCCGGAGUGCGACUGGUGGUCGCUGGGCGUGUGCAUGUACGAGAUGCUGUACGGAGAGACGCCGUUCUACGCCGAGUCGCUGGUGGAGACCUACGGCAAGAUCAUGAACCACGAGGAGCGUUUCCAGUUCCCCUCCCAUGUGACCGACGUCUCUGAUGACGCCAAGGACCUGAUCCAGCGGCUGCUCUGCUCCCGGGACCGCCGGCUGGGCCUCAACGGCAUCUCGGACUUCAAGGGCCACGCCUUCUUCAGCGGGAUCGACUGGGACAACAUCCGCUCCGCCGAGGCGCCCUACAUCCCCGACGUCUCCUCGCCCACCGACACCUCCAACUUUGACGUGGACGACGACGUCCUGAAGAACCCGGACAUCGGACCGCCAGUGUCUCACACCGGCUUCACCGGCCAGCACCUCCCCUUCGUCGGCUUCACCUUCACCACCGACAGCUGCUUCUCGGACCGCAGCGCGGCCGGCCGGGCGGCGCCGGGGGUCCGAACGGAGCCGGACGGCGGCGCCGGCUCGGAGGUGGAGGCGUUUGAGAAGAGGAUCCGGCGCCUGGAGCAGGAGAAACAGGAGCUCAACCGCAAACUGCAAGAGUCCACCCAGGCCCUCCAGGCUCCGGCGCGGGGAGGAACUCUGACCCGGGACAAAGAGAUCAAGAAGCUGAACGAGGAAAUCGACCGGCUCAAGAAGAAGCUGGCAGACUCUGAUAGGCUGGAGCACCAGCUGGAGGAGGCCGUCACGCUCAGGCAGGACUACGAAAGCUCCGCCUCCAAGAUGAAGGCCCUGGAGAAGCAGGUGAAGUCGCUGAGGCAGGAGAAGGACGACAUCCACAAGCAGUUAGCCGACUCCCUGGAGCGUCUGCGCAGCCAGACCAAGGAGCUGAAGGAGGCGCACUCCCAGAGGAAGCUGGCGCUGCAGGAGUUCUCGGAGCUGUCGGAGCGGAUGGCCGAGCUGCGCUCCUCCAAGCAGCGCCUGUCCCGCCAGCUGAGGGACAAGGAGGAGGAGAUGGACGCACUCAUGCAGAAGAUGGACGCCCUGAGACAGGAGAUCCGCAAGACGGAGAAGAACCGCAAGGAGCUGGAGGCUCAGCUGGACGAGGCGAAGGCGGAGGCAUCGAAGGAGAGGAAGCUGAGGGAGAACAGUGAAGUUUACUCCAAACAGCUGGAGACGGAGCUGCAGAGCCUGAAGUCCCAGCAGGGCCGAGGAGCCGCGGGUGGCGGCGGCGGCGGCGGCGCGGAGUCCCAGCAGGAACUGUCCCGGCUGAAGGCGGAGCUGGAUAAAAAGGUUCUGUUCUACGAGGAGGAGCUGCUCCGGAAGGACUCGGCCCACUCCGGCGAGAUCAAAACGCUCCGCAAGGACCUGCAGGAGUCAGAGGGGGCGCUGCUCGCCGCCAACAAGGAGCUGCUGCAGCUCAGGGACAAGCUGGACAAAGCCAACAGAGACAGGCAGAACGAGAUGGACGACGCCGUUGCUGCGUUGAAGGAGAAACACGAGCGAGAGAAGAACAUGCUGACCGAGGAGAACCGCAAGCUAACGGCCGAGACGGACAAGCUAUGUUCGUUCGUGGACAACCUGACGGCACAGAACCGGCAGCUGGAGGACGACCUGCAGGACCUGUCCUCCAAGAAAGAGAGCGUGGCGCAUUGGGAGGCCCAGAUCUCAGAGAUCAUCCAAUGGGUCAGCGAUGAGAAGGACGCCCGCGGCUACCUGCAAGCUCUGGCCACCAAGAUGACGGAGGAGCUGGAGACGCUGCGCAGCUCCAGCCUCGGGGCCCGACCUCUGGACCCGCUGUGGAAGGUCCGCCGCAGCCAGAAGCUGGACAUGUCGGCCCGUCUGGAGUUGCAGUCGGCUCUGGACGCCGAGCUGAAGGCCAAGCAGAUGGUCCAGGAGGAGCUGCGCAAAGUCAAGGCUGCCAACAUCAACCUGGAGAGCAAGCUGAAGGAGUCCGAGGAGAAGAGGCGGGAGGUGGUGGAGCAGGUGGAGGGUCUGAAGAAGGAGGUGGAGGAGAGCCGCUCCCGCUCCGACAAAGGCCUGAAGCUCCCAGACUUCCAGGACUCCAUGUUCGAUUACUUCAACACGUCUCCGCUGGUUCCGGACCUCACCUUCAGGGCGUCACUUUGCUCCGCCUCCUCACUGCUCGCCCUUUGGGAAGAAACGGGAGAUUUAGACUCCACCCCCGAGAAGUCGCUCACCACGCCGCCUUCCCGAUCCUCCGCCUCUGAGACCGAGGUCAUCCACCCACAGUUCCAGUAUCUGAAGGUUUGUGGUUGUAGAAAUUUGUUUACCGGCUGCUUUGUGUCAAGGACGGAAAAAACGGCGUCGGUUCCUGAAAGCCCCUCCCCCAUCCUACAGAGCUCAGCGAUGGCCACACCCCAGCCCAAAGCUCACCAGCUGAGCAUCAAAACGUUCUCCAGUCCCACGCUCUGCUCCCACUGCACCUCCCUCAUGGUGGGCCUCAGUCGCCAGGGAUACGCCUGCGAAGUCUGCUCCUUCAUCUGCCAUGUGGCCUGUAAAGACCACGCCCCCCUGCUGUGCCCCAUCCCGGCGGAUCAGGCCAAGAGGCCGCAGGGCAUCGACGUCCAGAGGGGCAUCGGCACCGCCUACAAGGGCUACGUCCGGAUCCCGAAGCCCAGCGGCGUGAAGAAGGGCUGGCAGCGAGCGUUCGCUGUGGUGUCGGACUGCAAACUGUUUCUCUACGACAUUCCAGAGGGGAAGUCCACCCAGCCGGGCGUGGUGGCCAGUCUGGUCCUGGACCUCAGAGAUGAAGAUCUGUCCGUCAGCUCCGUGUUGGCGUCCGACGUCAUCCACGCGACCAGGAAGGACGUCCCCUGCAUCUUCAGGGUGACGUCAUCGCAGCUGAGCUCGCAGUUCUCCUCGGUGUCGCUGCUGGUGCUGGCGGAGAGCGAGGAGGAGAAGAAGAAGUGGGUCCGGGUUCUGGAGAGCCUGCAGAACAUCCUGACCAAGAACCAGCUGAAGAGCCAGCAGGUCCACAUGCUGCAUGAGGCGUACGACGCAUCGCUGCCACUCAUCAAGACGGCACUGUGCGCCGCUGUCCUGGACCGGGAGCGGAUCGCCCUGGGAACAGACGACGGCUUGUUCAUCGUCGAGGUUACAAGAGACGUCAUCGUCCGGGCCGCAGACAGUAAGAAGGUUUACCAGAUCGAACUCAUUCCCAAGGAGAAGAUGGUGGCUCUGCUGUGCGGCCGGAACCGGCAGGUCCACCUUUACCCGUCGGGGGUUCUGGACGGGGCGGAGUCGUCCUUCGACACCAAGCUGGCAGAGACCAAGAACUGCCAGGUUCUGACCACCGGGCUGCUCCGACCCGGAGGCCCCGCCUGCUUGCUGGCCGCCGCCAAGCGCCAGGUCCAGUGCUACGAGAUCGGCCGGGCCAAGCCGUACCACAAGAAGCUGUGGGAGGUGCAGGCGCCGGGCACGGUGCAGUGGCUGGGCAUGCUGCGGGACCGGCUGUGCGUCGGAUACUCGUCCGGCUUCGCGCUCCUGGCGCUGCAGGGCGAGUCGUCGCCCAUCAGCCUGGUGAACCCGGCCGACCCGUCCCUGGCCUUCCUGGCCCAGCAGCCCAUGGACGCGCUGCACGCCCUGGAGGUCGGCGCCGGCGAGGUUCUGCUCUGCUUCAGCCAGCUGGGCGUCUACGUGGACGGGCAGGGCCGGCGCUCCCGGACCCAGGAGCUGAUGUGGCCCGCGGCGCCGCUGGCCUGCUGUUCGAACUCGUCCCACCUGACGGUUUACAGCGAGUACGGAGUGGACGUGUUCGACAUCCACACCACCGAAUGGGUCCAGACCAUCUCCCUGCGCAAGUUCCGCCCCCUGAACGCUGAAGGAACGCUGAACCUGCUGAGCUCAGAACCGCCUCGCCUGGUUUACUUCAGCAACGCCUCGUCAGAGGGAGACCUCACCAUCCCGGAGACGUCGGACCACAGCAGGAAGCUGAUGGUUCGGACUCGCAGCAAGAGGAAGUUCCUGUUUAAGGUUCCAGAAGAGGAGCGGCUCCAGCAGCGGAGGGAGAUGCUCAGGGACCCGGAGCUCCGAUCCAAGAUGAUUUCCAACCCGACCAACUUCAACCACGUGGCCCACAUGGGACCGGGAGACGGCAUGCAGGUCCUGAUGGACCUCCCCCUGGUCGGUGACCUCACCUCCCUCUCUCCCUCCCCGUCUCCUUCUCCCUCCUCCUCUUCCUCCCGUCACACCCUCAUCUCCCCCCCCUCCAACUUUGAGCACAUCUAUCACAUGACGUCGGCAUCGGCCGGCGCCUUCUUGCAGAAGGAGGCCUCCUCUUCCUCCUCCUCCCAGCAGAGCCUCCUGCAGCCUUCCUCCUCCUCCUCCUCUCCCUCCAUCUCCUCUCUGGGAAGGAGUGUGAUGCCCUCCGACGACCCAAUCAGAGACAAGCCCCGCCCACUGUCCAGCAUCUCCCGGCAACACAGGAGCAAGUCGCACAUCACGCGCACGGCUUCAGAUUUCAGUUCAGGAGCUUCAACACGCGGCGCCUGUGAACCGGACCUGGACCUGGACCGAGAGCCGGACUCGGACUCCACCAAACACUCGACCCCCUCCAACAGCUCCAACCCCAGCAGCCCCCCGAGCCCCAACUCCCCCCACCGCAGCCAGCUCACCCUGGACAGCCUGGACCUGGAGCCCUAAGCCCCGCCCCUUGCACACGUUUGGCCCCGCCCACCUCCAUGUCUGUUGGGGGCGGGGCUUGUCGAACAGACUGAAGACUGUGAGUUUAGCUUUUAUUUUGAGGAUUUUAUCAUGACAGAGUGAGUCUGAGGUUACUGCUGCUUUUACCUGCUGGGAAGCCCCGCCCCCUUCCCCGGUUUUACCUGGAUGGAUUUUAUCUGCUGGGAAGCCCGCCCCCUUCCCCGGUUUUACCUGGAUGGAUUUUACCUGCUGGGAAGCCCCGCCCCCGCCCCGGUUCGACGGCCCUGGGACCAGUCACUUCCUGUUCUUCCUCUUCUGUAUUAAAACACUUUCCAUGUGUUAGCCGCUCAGACGGACGGGAGGUCUCACUCUGAGGAAAAAAAGAAAAACACUGUAUUAAUUAUUUUAAAGUUUUGUUAAGCUUGCACAUCAUCAUCGUCGUUGUUGUAGGAGAAAAAAUAAUCUUUGAUUUGUAAAUGAUGAUCUUUACUCUUCCCCCUUCACCACCUUUAAUCUGACUCCGCCCCCUGGCUCCGGACAGGUAACAGGGGGCGGAGUCACACCUGGACACUACUGCUUUUACUUCUUCCAGAAUCAGUUAAAGAAUAUUUGUAAUGAUGAAAUGUUUAGCAGCCAAAAAACCCACAAUAAAGAACCAGAGGAGA
Poeciliopsis prolifica (blackstripe livebearer) is the source of this 6179-nucleotide messenger RNA. It is a transcript of the gene cdc42bpb, whose product is annotated as CDC42 binding protein kinase beta (DMPK-like). Gene Ontology annotation, biological process: peptidyl-threonine phosphorylation; actomyosin structure organization. NCBI's taxonomy places the organism in Eukaryota, Metazoa, Chordata, Actinopteri, Cyprinodontiformes, Poeciliidae. The record is from RefSeq and is a predicted model, not a curated record. Gene Ontology annotation, cellular component: cytoskeleton; cytoplasm. Gene Ontology annotation, molecular function: ATP binding; protein serine/threonine kinase activity.